AUGCUUAGUCUUGAUCUGUUCCACUUCACUCCCCUGCUAGAUGCGGCGGAAGUUUUUGUUAUCGUUUUAGCAGCCUUCAUGCUUUCUCUAUUGGCUUUUGAGUUUUUGGCUGCUGCCAGGCAGCAUCACAGGUCACAUGGGAGCCGCCCAGCUGUAAUAGCAAAGCAGAGAACGCUACGGGAGGUACAAGACAGCAAGUCAGAAACAGAGUGGGGUAAAAAAUUAAAGAGCUCAAGGAAAAAAGAUAAAAAUAAGCCGACAGUCCCUUCCAAAGACUUCAGAUCUGCCGAGGCGAGAGAUUGGGGAAAAAACGCCCCGGGAGAGAUGAAACAGAGAAAGGGGAAAAAAGUCUUGAAAAGGAGAAGUCUUUAUCCGGUAAAGGAAUUAAAGGCUUCAGAGCUUGAUAGCUCAGAGACAGACGAGCUUAGCUCCUCUGAGGAAGAGGAUUUAGAAGAUGAGGCAGCUCGCUAUGAAGAAGAAGGAUACUACCCAGAUGAACAACGAGCUAACAGCUUGGGUAAACAGAAGGAAGUGGGAGGUGGAAACCAUGCCGUUUCCCGGCCUAUAAGCCCCAGCGUCCCUCCAUCUUAUAUGGAGAGAUUUCACUCAGAUUCCUUCCUCACUAAAGAGGAACAGAAAAAGAUACAACAGGCAUUUCCGGUGUUUGAGGCCGACGAUAGAGGACGUGUUCACGCACCAGUAGAAUAUGUUCAAAUUAAGGAACUUGCUGAGUCAGUCUGUAACUAUGGAGUUAGUGCCAAUUUUACUAUUGCUCAAGUCGAGAGGCUUGCCACUCUGGCCAUGACUCCAGGAGACUGACAGACAACAGUGAAGGCUGCGCUCCCUAAUAUGGGACAAUAUAUGGAAUGGAAAGCCUUGUGGUAUGACGCCUCUCAGGCACAGGCCAAAGUCAAUGCCAUUGCUGAAGGCGAUCAGAGAGAUUGGACACUUGGUCUGCUAACAGGACAAGGGCAGUAUGCCAAUAAUCAAACAAACUAUGACUGGGGAGCAUACGCUCAAAUCUCCACUGCCGCCGUUAAGGCGUGGAAGGCACUUUCCAAGAAGGGAGAGUCUGGGGGACACUUAACGAGAAUUAUACAAGGCCCCCAGGAGCCAUUCUCAGACUUCGUGGCUAGGAUGACAGAGGCAACAGACAGGAUCUUUGGAGACCCUGAACAGGCAAUGCCUUUAGUGGAACAGUUGAUCUAUGAGCAAGCCACACAGGAAUGCAGAGCAGCUAUUACACCUAGGAAGAGCAAAGGAUUACAGGACUGGCUGAGAGUUUGCUGAGAACUUGGAGGCCCGCUUACUAAUGCCGGUCUCGCGGCUGCUAUCCUACAGGGCCAAAAGUGCUCAGGUACAGGUGAUCGCAGGGUCUGCUAUAACUGUGGCAAACCAGGACAUCUGAAAAAGGAGUGUCAGGCCCUCACAAAGAAGAGAACACCAGGACUGUGUACUAAGUGUUGGAAAGGCUGUCACUGGGCUAGUGAGUGUCACUCAGUUAAAGAUAUCAGAGGCAGGCUUAUUCAGCCCGGGCCUCCCCAGGCAGAAGGGGGUGAAAACACUCCAAAAAAUGGGUAUCUGGGCCCCAAGUCUCAGGGCCCCAAAACAUAUGGGACUCCAGCUCACAACAGAUGGACACCACGGUUCACAGAGCUACAAAAGGCUCAGCAGGAGUGGACCUCUGUUCCACCACCCAAUUCAUAUUAAUGCCACUGA
This is a messenger RNA of Rattus rattus (black rat), 1719 nucleotides long. RefSeq names its product igE-binding protein-like. Gene Ontology annotation, molecular function: zinc ion binding; nucleic acid binding. The transcript has a single exon. The record is from RefSeq and is a predicted model, not a curated record. NCBI's taxonomy places the organism in Eukaryota, Metazoa, Chordata, Mammalia, Rodentia, Muridae. Gene Ontology annotation, biological process: viral process.